ACGGAUCAAACCCAAUCGAGCUUGAGAAGCAAACAAAGAAGCAAUUUUCUGCUCGGCGGAAGCACAACUGAUAAGAACAUCAAUUGGCAUUAAAUAGUACUAAUAAUAUAGUAAGAAUUUAUAAGGUCAAGAAGAUUACGUUCCGUCUAAAAAUUCUAAGCCGCGUGUGAAGUCUUACUUUGAACAUUCGAUCUGGAAUUUCCAGCUAGAAGGUCGCAAGAUUUUUCCUGAUCUUUCUUCUUCUCCUUUCCACAAAGCUUCAUUUCCCUGUGGCGUAAGGUUUGCUAUUGACUCUGAGCAAAGACAUAAGAGACUUUAUUGCUUGAACUCGAAUUUUUAAGAUUGGGUCUCGACAAAAUCUUGAGAUAUCGUUAGGGAUUCCAUCGGAUUCUCCAAAAUCCGGACAUUGUUCGGGGGAUUUCGGUCGUCUUUCAGUAGAUUUUUCCGGGUCUAUCGAGGUUAGGUAUGCAGAGUCAGCUUGUUUGUAACGGGUGUAGGAACCUUCUUCUUUUUCCGAGAGGAGCUACGAAUGUCCGUUGUGCAAUAUGCAGUACAGUUACCCCUGUCCCACCUCCAGGGAUGGAAAUGGCUCAGCUGGUAUGUGGAGGUUGCAGGACAUUGUUGAUGUAUACUCGUGGGGCAUCAAGUGUGAGAUGCUCAUGCUGCCACACAGUUAAUCCUGCAAGACCAGCAUCUAGCAAUGUUGCCCAUGUGAACUGCGGCCAGUGCCAUACAUUGCUCAUGUAUCCAUGUGGAGCUCUGUCAGUCAAAUGUGCAGUCUGUCAAUAUGUUACAAACAUUGGGACGGGUAGCAUGAGAGUGCCAAUCCCUGUGCAGAGACCGAAUGGGGCCAGCAUGCCCUCGACUUCAACAUUAAUGCCACAUUCUCAUGGCCAUACUGUUGUUGUUGAGAAUCCUAUGUCCAUGGAUGAAAGUGGGAAUCUGGUGAGCAAUGUUGUCGUUGGAGUCACCACUGAUAAAAAUAAAUAAUUGGAUUCUGGUGGCCAAAUUCCAACUGUAAGUACCAAUUCAUGUGACGUUCAAGAUGCUGGAGCUCGAUGUCAAGAAACUUUUCAAAUGUUGUCUUCAUAGAAAAAUUGAAUACUGUCAGUGAUAUAUGUAAAAAAUGCAGAGGAAUGAGUGUUAUUGUCCAUCUGACCUGUGACCUUUGUUGAAACUGUGUUUUGUAAAAAAUUCAUAUCUGACUAUGUUAAUAUAUACUUAAAACAUUAUUUUAUUUUUUCCCUAA
This is a messenger RNA of Macadamia integrifolia, 1249 nucleotides long. RefSeq names its product protein LSD1-like. The coding region runs from base 466 to 990 and encodes 174 amino acids. Lineage: Eukaryota; Viridiplantae; Streptophyta; Magnoliopsida; Proteales; Proteaceae. The transcript has 7 exons. The record is from RefSeq and is a predicted model, not a curated record.